UGCCUGGCGGGACUUUUAGUGGGCGCGGAAGUCUCUCUUUCACCCGGAAGUUUUUCUGGAAGCGCGGGAGUCUCGGUUUGCGGUGGCUGAGCUUGGGCGGCGGUACUGCGGCACAGUUAGAGGCGCCACUCCUUGGAGACAAAGGCCGUUUGAGGCGAAAUGCCUCCGGGCGAGAGAGGAGCAGGCCGUGGCAAUGGAGGGGCCGCCGUCACCUCCGGCAGCCGGUAGGGAAGGGGCUUGAGGGCCCUUGGAGUCGCUGGGCCUGUGCUUCCCCUUGGCGGUGACACACCGCCGGCCGCGAAGAUGAGCUCGGCCUGGGUCACCUCGUUCGAGAAGGCGCAUCUCUGGAUGUAUCUGCAAGCGCUCGGCUUCGAGCCAGGUCCGGCGACUGUCGCCAGCGGAAAGAUCGUUUCGCACACGCAUCUCGGAGUGAAUAUGUUUGACAAGCUGAACCGUGAUGCCUUUCAGAUAGUUUCUUACUUUUUGUUUCAAACGCUAGACCAGUCUCUCACCAAAGAAGUUUUCAGACAUUGUUGGCCGCCAUUUGACCAAAAAAGUGAUACUGAAUUUCGGAAACAUUGUUGUGAAUGGUUAAAAAAGAUUUCUGCUGAAUGUGGAAGUAACUUUCCUCAAGUUGUUGGUUCACUAUUUCUUUCUCCUGGUGGUUCUAAAUUUAUCCAUCUGAUGUAUCAUUUUGCAAGAUUUGUUGUAAUAAAAUACAUUAAAUCCAAUUCUAAAAAUUCUUCUAUACGUUUUACAGAGACACUUAAUGUAAAGUCACAAGAUUUGCACAAGUGUGUUGCCAGAUGCCAUGUAGCACGUAACAGAUUUUUACAAAUUUUGCAGAGACAAGAUUGUGUUAACCGAAAAUAUCAGGAAUGUGCACAAUUGUCAGUUAAGCAAGUAAGGAAUUUGAGAUCAGAAUGUAUAGGACAACAAAACCAAAUGAAAAAAAUUGAACCUUGUGAUGACCAAAGUAAUAUACAAGAGAAAAUUCAAAAGGUUCGAUCUUUGUGGGCGUCAGUGAAUGAAACACUUGUGUUUUUGGAAAAAGAGAGAGAAGUUGUUAAUUCAGUCCUUAGUCUAGCAAAACAUUAUGUGUUAGAUGGAACUAAUGUUGCUGUUAAUAUUCCAAGGCUCUUACUUGAUCAAGUUGAAAAACAGAUGUCUCAGUUGCACAUAGGAAAUGUUUAUGAGGCUGGAAAAUUGAACCUCCUAACAGUUAUUCAGUUAUUAAAUGAAGUCUUGAAAAUAAUGAACUAUGAACAUUGUCAGGCUGACCAAGGAAGACUGACACUAGAUCUUCACUUCCUUGAAAAAGAGACCAAAUUUCAAAGAGAAAGAUUAUCUGAUCUGAAGCAAAUGAGGUAUAAAAUAAAGGAAGAUAUUAGAACUAUAAGACAUUCUAUUGUUGACAAACAAGGAGAAUGGUAUAAAAAGUGGGAAGACUUUCUUGGUCUGUCUCCUUUCAGUCUAAUUAAAGAAACUCCAGCUGUGGAUCUUUUACCACCUAUGUCUCCCCUUUCAUUUGAUCCUGCUUCGGAAGAAGCAUAUGCGAGGAGUAUUCUUCUUCAGUAUCCUGCUUCACUUCCAGAUACACCUAAGCAACAUAACCAAGAAAACGAUUGCAGAAGAGUCAGUGAUACAGUGGAAACUGUACAUGAUCUAGUCAACAGCCCUGCUUCUUUUUUAUUGCAGCCGACUUCAUUAGAUGGAAACAGUGUUACACUACUUGAAAAGGACAUGGAGAUGAGAACUCCUAGAGAGAAAAGGGAAACAAUUUCUAAAAAAACACAAAAAUUUGAAGUUAAUGACUCUGCUUCAUCAAAUAUCACCCAGAAUAUGGAUAGCAGUGUAUUUGUAGAGCCUCUGCCAGCUAACAAAAGUGAUCCUUUCGAAAAAGAGCAAGAUCAUCUGGUAGAAGAGGUUGCCAGGGCAGUUUUAUCUGAUUCACCACAGCUCUCUGAAGGAAAAGAAGUAAAAUUAGAGGACCUAAUUGACUCUCUAGUUUCUAACCCAUUCUUAACAAGGAAACAAAUUCCCCGAACACCAGAAAAAUUGAUAAGUGAAAUUCGGAGCUCAUGGAGAAAAGCUGUUGAAAUGGAAGACAACAGAAGUACAGAACCCAUUCAGAUGGAUACUGAACACAGAGAAGUAUUGCCAGAGUCCUUACCUGUAUUACAUAAUCAAGGAGAAUUUAGCUUGGCCAGUUUUCUGUCAGCAACCACUGUAUCAGAUUCUAAUCAAUCUCAUUUGCCUGAAGAGAAAGUUGUUCCAGAUUGUCUCAAGAGUGUGCCUCAGAGGCAUAUGGUAACCAGUCACAUAUGUGAAACAACACAAAAUGAGUCAGAUUUGUUAAAUAAGAAAGUAAUUUGUAAGCAAGAUUCAGAAUCUACUGCUCCACAGAAAAUGCCUUUAGAAACUAGCCACGUACAAACCUUCUCCCCCGGUGUAGGAAAUGAGAUAGAUGUAAUAGGUAGCAAUGAAGAGGAGUAUGUUAAAAUACUGGAUCACUCGCAAACUUCUUAUCAGGAAACUUCCAUGUAUAAAACUAUGUUAUGGAAUUCUUUUCAAAUACCAAGUGGAAUUGAUUUUGGCAUAUUACAUGAAACUCUCCCAGAAGAACUUGAUCACUUAAGUCUUAAUAGCUCUACUAGUACAGAGGCCAAUUUUAAACUGGAACCAAAUAGUCCUAUACCCAGUGGCAUUUUUCCAGAUGAUACUGUAGGAGACAGAGAAAGAGUUUCAGAAUCAGCCUUUAAUUUACAGACUAUUUGCAGUAGAUAUGAGGCUCUGAAAAAAUCUCUCUCCCAAAUAAAGGAAGAAAUUUACCUCUCUAGUCCUGAAAGACUUGAAAGACACAAACCAGAGUUGAGCCCUACUCCUCAAAACAUGCAAACAGAUGAUUUGCUCGACAUUUUGGACACUCAUAAUUUGCAUAUCGACUAUACAAAACCAUCUUUACGAAUGUCGCUUGGUGAAAGAAAACGAUCUCUUUCACCACUAAUUAAGUUUUCUCCAGUGGAGCAAAGAUUAAGGCCCACAAUACCAAAUAGUCUUGGGGAACUUCUACCUAAUUUAAAAGAAGAAGAAAUCCUGAAUAAAAGCCUUGAUGCAAAAGAAUCUCCAUCUGAUUUGAUAAAAUGAAGCAGUACCCCAGUUAAUUUCUGAUGCAUUUAAAUUGAAGUAAUAGCACAGGAUAAAAACUGAUUUAUAGUUUACAUACACAUUGAAGUGUAACUCUUUUUGAAAGCCUAAAAAUUCUUAAAUGCCUUUUAGCCUCUAAUGUUUCAGGUAAGGACAGUAUGUUUGGGUUUUCUGUCUUUAUAUGGAUAUGGGUUUGAAAUGUGAAGUAUUUGGAAAGUAAACAUUAAGUUGUAUGAAGUUAUUUUGGUUUCUUGAAUAAUCUGGCAAGCAUUAAGUCAAAGGCAAAGUAGUAGUUUAACUUAUAACUUCAGUUAAUUAGCAAAAGGAUGAGUAUCUUAGGAGGUUAACAUAGUUUGUAUAUACUGAACUUUUAUUUUAGGGUAGUAUACAACUUUUAUUGUUUCUUUAUGGAACAUUUGAUACUAAUCAAAAAAAGUAAAGUAGUGCCUUAGGAAGUAGUCAAGAUGACAGUUUGUUUGGGAAUGUUCUUAAUUCAAGUAGGUUGUACUGAGGUGAUUGAUGGAAUAAAGUGCAGGUGAUGAAUGAAGACUGGGGCAUAAUGAAUUUAGAAAAAGGAAAAAAAUGGAGGAUGACCAGACACUUUAGAAACAAUAUCAAACUAAAUCCAUUUCGUGGGUUGUAUAAAAUUUUAUAUUUAGUCUAAUUUAGACUUUGAGAAUUUAAUUUAACCUUAGUUUUAUAUUUUAACAGAAUUAAGUGUAAAUUAAAACAUUAAUUAGUCUGUUUAUUGUUUUUUUGGGGGGUGUUGGGUGGGUGUUGUUUUUGGGAAAGGAACUAAUUUUUGAUUGUUACUUUCCUCCUCAAAAACCAUCCAUUCCCUAAAAAUUACACCAAUUAAAUUGCUUGAGAAAAUGAAUUGGAGUUAAAUAAUUUUAGUGUCACUUAGUGACAUCACUGGUAGUAGGAUUUGAUCCUGUUUUGCUCAUUAUGCCACAAGACCUCCUUGAAGUAACUAAAAGACCAGGACAUAUAGGAUAUGGCUCCUGGAGGUGGUCUGCUUAUUGGAUCUUUUGUACCCAAGUGGGAGUCAGGUGUGAGGCUCUCCUAUGUUAUCCUGUCUCACUGUUCCACUGUUCAUGCUCCUUGACUGAUAAAAGGGCGUGAUUGUUACAUUCAGGGUAACACAUGCCAUCGUCCUGUUAGCCAGGAAGGGUACUGGGAGGGCCAAAGCACCUACAGUAUCUCUUUAUCUAGCCCCCGCUCUAACUAUCCAAAUGUCCUUGCCAAGAAACUGUCGAGGAGAGGAGAAAAGUUGAAGGUAGUGCUCUUGAAGUGGAUGGGCUUAAUCUUAGUUUAUCUGUCUUUAAAUUGUUCAGUCUCAGUUUGAAGGUCAGUCUUUAUGAGAAGACAAAAGAAGAAGCACAUAUACUUACCUGAUUUGCUGUGGAAAAGUUUCUCCUAAGGUGAAUUCCUUUAUUAAUAUAAAAAAAUGAAUGACUCUGCUGGUAUACUGGGAAACUGUUCUCACAUUUGCCUUAAGAAAACCCAGUAUCUAUAAACCUGAAUUAGCAUGUUAGGGAGGAAGGUGGGACUAAGUGCCAGCCAUGCUAGACAAUACAUAAUCAUUUAAUCCUUACAAGAUAGUGAUUAAGCUAGGGAGCUUAAGUGACUUGUCUGAAAUGCAGUCAAGGAUUUCUUAAAAAUGUAGGUUCUUUGGGUCUAAAAUGGGGAUAAUGAAUCUGCACUUUAGAAUAUACUUCCUUGGUAAAUCUUAGGCUCAAUAAAAAGUUUGAGAUUGACUGCUAGAGGAUAUUGAUUCACAUUUAACCUUGGUACCUUUAAGAAGCAGGCAUACAAUUGCAUAUAUAUUAUUUUAGAGAUGUAACUAUUUGAUAAGGAAACUCAAGUCUGGUAAAGUGUGAGAGACCCUUAGUUACUGAGAAUCAAAAGAUCAAAAUGUCUUUGGACUUUAUAGUUACAAAAGCCAUAUUGUUAAGGGAAUCAUACCUGUGAUAGCUAGUUUGUAGCAUUCUUCCCUAUCCUUUCUAUGCCAAUGUAAAUAAAAAUAAAUUACUUCCCCCCAAACAAUUGUGAUUGUAAUUUAUUGUCUUUGGCUUCUUCCCUAUGCAUAUUCUGCAUAGCUGCCUUUUACCUUAGGCAUAUUGGUCACUUCUUUAAAAUGGUAUUAGUGGUCAUUGCUAGUUCAGAUAAAGGCAUAUAAUCUCUACAUUGGUAUCUCUAUCGCCCCUACCCUACCAUUGUGAUCUCCCAUUUUUUACUGAAAUACUUUGGUAAGCACAGAUCUUUAGAAAUCUUAAGUUGCAAUUCUGAAGCUGGAAUAUUUUACCUUUAUCCCCCGGUUUAUCAGAAUUUUAAAUGUUCUUUAGCGCUCAGACUGAAAUGGGGGCAAUGUGAAAUGUAGCAUACCACGCAAAGCCUGAGCUUGAGAUAGCUCAUUAGGACAAGUUGGGGCUGUGGGAAAAUUCCAGGCCUAAACAAUAGAGGCGGGGUUCCCAUCAAAAAUAAGAUGUGUGUACCCUUUGAACCUGAAACAUGGCAUGUGGUGAAAUGCUCCGCUGCUUGUAACAGCAGUUUGGCUUCUGUACCCUGAUGCUGUGGUAAGUGCAGACUCACAGGUACGGUUUUUGGCUUUAAAAACCCUUAUCACCCCUUGCUCGAGUCUGCUCCCUACAAGAGGGACAGUUGCUGGCCAGCUAAUAAAGGCUUUUCUAAAUUUGAUUUAGACUUGGGUCUUUGUCUAGGGGGAGACUCUACAAGACCACUUCUACCUUGGAAGUCUUAAUUUAUCCUUCCCAUAUUCAUAGGCCUAUCCGUGUUCUAAAAUCUCUGAUUCAGCACUUAGUAUUUUUCAUUUAUUGCUUUAUCAUUCUUUUCAUGGAUGUUAUCCAGUUAUACAUUAUACACACACACACAUACCUCUGUAGAAUUGUGUGAGGUUUGUUUGUCCAUACAUACGUACACUAAGGGCCAUGGCAUGGAUCCAUUAUCUUUAGCAAAUGAGGACAUUUUGGGAUUGUUCCGGUUUGCCUCCUAUGUGAUGGAAUUAAAGUAAUAGUAGAGGACUACUUUAUUGUGUAAAUGCAUGUUUUCUCAUUACAUUCAUAAAAUUAUACAGAAUGUGCCUUACUCAGUCACUAAGAUGGUGUGGAGACUUCUGUAUAACUUGAAACCCUAAAUAAUGCCAAAAUAUCCUAAUUGUAAAUGUUAAAGGAGGACAACAUCUAAUGUUGCUUUACAUGAAAAUGUUAAGUGGAAUAAUGAAUACUUGAGGUUAAAGAAAUCAUUUUAGGGGAACUUAACUGAAAACGUAAGUAUAUUGAAAUUGUCUUUCACCAUGACCUAUUACAUCAAUUUUAUUUAAAAACAGGAAUUCUUGAGACCAGUAUAAAAGAAAACCCUAUUUUUUCUACUCUUGAGUAUAUUAAAAUUGAUGAAAAUUCAUUUAUUUUCCUUAAUGUAAAGAUUGUUAAAAGUCUCUUGAUAGUAAGUUGCUUGUCUUUCUGCUUUUCUCCUUAUGUACUGUGAAUGUCAAGUCCACAUCCUAAAUUUAAAGUAUCUGUGAAUCUUCUAAUUUGUAAAUAGGUUCUACGUAGUAUUGCUUUGAAUAAACAAUAUUCUAUCAUCUAGCUCUGGAAUUUCCUAUGUAAUAACAAAAAGAACCAUGUUCUGCAAACUAUAAAAUCAAAAAUGUAAUACUAACUUGAUCAAAAGAAAUUUGGGGCUUAGUGAUUCAGAUAAGUAUUUUGUUACUG
Talpa occidentalis (Iberian mole) is the source of this 6881-nucleotide messenger RNA. It is a transcript of the gene HAUS6, whose product is annotated as HAUS augmin like complex subunit 6. Bases 304 to 3147 code for a protein of 947 amino acids. The transcript is spliced from 17 exons. Gene Ontology annotation, cellular component: HAUS complex; mitotic spindle microtubule. The record is from RefSeq and is a predicted model, not a curated record. Gene Ontology annotation, molecular function: microtubule binding. NCBI's taxonomy places the organism in Eukaryota, Metazoa, Chordata, Mammalia, Eulipotyphla, Talpidae. Gene Ontology annotation, biological process: spindle assembly.